Molecule: messenger RNA, 1195 nt
Organism: Bactrocera oleae (olive fruit fly)
Lineage: Eukaryota; Metazoa; Arthropoda; Insecta; Diptera; Tephritidae
Gene: KdelR
Product: ER lumen protein-retaining receptor
Biological process (GO): protein retention in ER lumen; endoplasmic reticulum to Golgi vesicle-mediated transport
Cellular component (GO): membrane; endoplasmic reticulum; cis-Golgi network
Molecular function (GO): ER lumen protein retrieval receptor activity
Source: RefSeq, a predicted model, not a curated record
AAUACAAGGAAGAGUUGCCGUUUGGCACAGAGCCCUACUACAAUCUUUAUAAGGUCUAAACGCAUAAUUAUACUGAAUUGUAAUUUGUAAGAUUUUCUUUCAGUCAUGUAGUAGUAUACAAUAACUGUCAGCCACGUCAUUUGUAUUAAUCUUUCAAUGUUGUCUUGAAAUUGUUGGAAUUAGUGUUGAAAUUUUUAGUUUCGACAACAUAAACUUGAAAAUAUUUUGAUGGAAUAAGGAUUGCGUUACAUAUUAAUUUUCACCUUAUUACAUUUAAGAGAAAUGAAUAUUUUUCGCUUAGCCGGUGAUUUGUCACACGUAGUGGCUAUAAUCAUAUUAUUGCUAAAAAUUUGGAAAACUCGCUCCUGCGCAGGAAUAUCUGGAAAAUCUCAAAUUCUGUUUGCAUUGGUUUAUUUAACGCGUUACUUGGAUUUGUUUACUACUUAUGUUAGCCUUUACAAUUCUGUGAUGAAGGUUUUAUUCCUUUCGGCGUCUGGGACAACAUUAUAUUUGAUGUAUGGAAAAUUCAGAGGAACUUACGACCAUAAUCAUGAUACUUUUCGCAUUGAGUUUCUACUUGUUCCGUGUGGCUUACUCUCAUUGAUCAUUAAUCAUGAAUUUACUUUAAUGGAAAUUCUGUGGACGUUUUCAAUAUAUUUGGAAUCUGUAGCUAUCCUUCCACAGCUGUUUAUGGUUAGCAAAACCGGGGAAGCUGAAUCAAUUACUAGUCACUAUCUGUUUGCUCUUGGUUCAUAUCGGGCUCUUUAUUUAUUAAACUGGAUUCAUAGAUACAUUGCGGAAACUCAUUACGAUUUGAUUGCGAUAUUUGCAGGAAUAGUACAAACUAUUUUAUACUGCGAUUUUUUUUAUUUGUAUAUAACUAAAGUACUAAAAGGAAAAAAGUUGCAGUUACCGGCAUAAUUGCUUGGAGUGGCUGGUUAUUUUGAGUGUUAAUUAGAAUUAAUGAAUAUCCAAAUGUAAUAACUUUUAAUUAUUUAAGAGUGCAUUUUAAUAUUGUAUCUACAACUUUUCGAAGUUAAAAAAUGUAAUAAUAAUUUUAUGUUCUCCAUAAAGUCUAAUUUUAGUAGUGUAAUAUUUCUUCACUUGUGAAAUAACUUAAUAAACUGCUAGCAGCUUCAAUUUCUUUAGUUUUUGAAGAUAACCAAUAAAGAUUUUGAAUGCCAAAAACAGAAAA